Leptosomus discolor (cuckoo roller) is the source of this 2595-nucleotide messenger RNA. NCBI's taxonomy places the organism in Eukaryota, Metazoa, Chordata, Aves, Leptosomiformes, Leptosomidae. The record is from RefSeq and is a predicted model, not a curated record.
GAACUAAAGAAAGUAACUACAGACUUGGUAAGGUCCAAGGUCACCUCUCAGUACAGGGUGGGAGAAGAAAACAUCAAUCUUGCAGCAAAGGAAAAACAGUUUCAAGAACUGCAACAAAAAAUCAGAAUGGAGACGGCAGUUAGUAAAAAAGUUCAAGAAGAAAACACUUACAUUAAAGAAGAAAAGUUGGAAAUUCUCAGCUCUCUACAAUGUGUGCAGGAGCUGCUUCAGCGAAUAACCCAAGCGAAUGUUAGAAUGGAAAGCGAAUUAAAUGCACUGAAAGAACAGUAUCAGACCCUUGAAAGAGAUAAUGAGCUGCAAAGGGAGAAGGCAAAGGAAAAUGAAGAAAAGUUCCUUAAUCUUCAGAAUGAGCAUGAGAAAGCACUAAGAACUUGGAAAAAAGAUGAGGAAAACAUGAGAAGAGAAAUAGACACUAUUAAAAAUGAGCUGAAUUCCAUUAAAGGAGUUCAUAGACAUCUUGAAGAUCCUCCUCCUCCUCUGGGAAAUCAGCAUUCUGAGCAAGUGGCAACUCUGCAGAGUGGUCAAGAACACUCAAAAGACAGUGAAAUUAAGGUUAUUCAGAAAGAAAAUGAGUGUGUGCAAUCUAUAAUAAGAAAAGAUGGUAAUUUUGGACAUGAAGAAGAAACUGAAGUAAAAAACACAAUGGACUACUCUUUAAGCAUUGAGGAAUUACAGCCAGAACAAAAUUUACAAGUUCUUGAAAACAGUUUUAAGGAUGAAAUUAAUGUUGCUAGCCCUUAUGAAGAAAAGCAAAGGGAGUCUUCUCCCAGGAAUACCCUCUGCACAGAUACUGAUUUAAUUACUCAAGGACAGACCUCGGAAAUACGUGUCUCUGAGUGCAAAGAAGCAGAAAAUCUAGGGGCAACACGUAGAGUGUUACUGAAUGAAAAAAAUGCAAAUUUAGAACAAAAGCUACAGGACAGCACUGAGCCAUUAGCAGCAUGCCACACACAAACAAGAAAGGUCUCUCCAGACACUACUGGGACUAUGGGUGCCUACAAGAAAAAUGGAAGUCAGGAGACCGACUCUGUCAAGCAAGAAUGGUGCAAUUCUACAGAUGAAUCAAAUUGUACCAAGGCAGACAAAUCAAAUACCAUACUACACCACAAAAAUGUCCUGACACCCGAAGCACCCAAAGCCGAGUCUGAAGUGAUUCUUUGCUCUCAGAAUACUGUGUGUGAUAGAAGUACAGAUAAUUAUCGAGCUAAGGAAUUAAGUUUUGGCAUCCUAUCUUAUAUUAAAGAAAAUUCUCAAACAGAACACCAAGAAUCUAGCUUGCUGGACAGUGACAGUUAUGUAGGCAAUGAAUUACAUAACACAGAAAAAAACUUCUUAAAUCUGAGUGGUUUACAUAGAGAUAAACUUCCUUUAAAACAGACACACGUCAUUUCUGAAGACAAAAAUUACAAUGAUAAUGCCAAAAACAUAAACAGAAAUGGUGCCCUGAGGAGUACUGGUGUUCCAGCAACUGAUGCUCAAGAUCUACCAACCGUUCAUUGUGAUAAUGCAGGUGGUGAUGAUGCUACAAAAGAACACAGUGAUAAUAAGUCUCUCUUAGGUACUUUCAAUCUCUGCCCCCCAAAAAUAGAAAGAGGAAUAAACGUGGAUGACAUGCACAGCAAGCAACCCGAACAAGACAGUACUGAACCAACAGGGAAUGCUACAAAUUCUUCGAACGCUGGAGCUGUAUCUCCAGUAAAGGCUGAUGGUCUUGAAAUAAUUGCUUAUAAAAAACCUCCACCAGAUAGAAUUAGCAGAGAUAAACUAAUUCCAUGUAAAAAAGUUAAUGACGAUAUUCAGAUACACUCCAUCAAAAACGGACAUUCCCUGGAGAUUAAUAAUUCAACAAAUAACACAUUGUUAAAAGAGAAAAAAGACUCACUGAACAGUACAGUUCCAGGAAGGAAGUUUGCUGAGGGUCACCUGAAAGAAUCAUGCUCUUUACCCAUGAGAACAUCUGGAAAUUUAGUAAACAUAAGUGGAAGGUCAUCCUUUGAUCUUUCAACCUCAGAAAAAAAAGCUGAGAAAACUCCAGUAUACUUAAAUUUUUUAGACCUCAAUUCUUGUUCAAGAGUAAAUCAAAUGAGAGGUCAAGCUACAUGGGCUUCAGCUUCCGAGGAACCUUCCCUUUUAAAAGAGAAACAACUACCAUGCUUAGUGGAAAACACAAAUGUUAUUUCAAAAACACAGUGUCAAAAUCUCGGUGAAUACAUUGACAGAAGAGAAACUGGAUUAGGUUCUACCAGUUUUAACAGAGCUGCAGACACUUUGAAUACCUCCAGUAUCCAUGGAGACCCCCAGGGAGACCCUAGUGAAGAAUGGAAUGCUACAGCAAAGCCUUUUUAUGAUUCUUCUUUUCCCACAGAACAUGUGAAAGAAGGAUUUUUACAGCAUGAGCAGAAUUCUUCUCAAGUGACUGUAACUCCAGCAAGAAGCGAAAGCAUGCUCAGAGAUAAGGACAGCUGUUCUAGUCCCAGCUCCACUAUACAAAACCAAAUAGAAGAAAUUGAGAAAUUUCUGGAUUUGGAGAGACUUCAUUCAGCAAGAAAAAGAAAAUAUGAAGAAGGCCAGUGA